AUGCGCAGAGCGAUCCACUUCGUGCCGGAGGAGGGCGCGGACGGGGGCGCGGGCGCGGGCGGCGAGGAGGGCGAGGGCACGUGGUGGGCGCUGGAGGCGGUGCGCGCGGUGGCCACGCGGCGCUGGUGCCUGCAGGAGCGCGCGGUGGAGCUGUGCCUGGCGGCGCGCGCGCACCUGCUGGCCUUCCGCACGGAGCGCGACCGCGCCGCCUUCCUGCACCACCUGCCGCACAAGGUGGAGCAGGACUCGCUGUCGGAGGCGAUGAGUCAGUGGCGGAGCGGCGCCAUCACCAACUGGGAGUACCUGAUGCGGCUGAACGGCCUCGGUGGGCGGUCGUACAACGACCUGAUGCAGUACCCCGUGCUGCCCUUCGUGCUGGCGGAGUACUCCGCGCGCGUGCUGGACCUCACCGACCCCGCCAGCUUCCGGGACCUCAGCAGGCCCAUGGCCGUGCAGCGGAAGCACAGGGAGCGCCACUACAUCGACACGUACAACGACCUGGCGAUGGCGCGGCGCGAGGGCUGCAGCCCGCUGGUGGCCCGCCAGGCGCACCACUACGCGUCGCUGUACAGCAACUCGGGCGGCGUGCUGCACUACCUCGUGCGCCUGCCGCCCUUCACGGAGCUCUUCCUCAACUACCAGGACAACAACUUCGAUAUGCCGGACCGCACGUUCCACUCCCUGGCGACCACGUGGCGGCUGAUCACCAACGACUCGCCCACUGACGUCAAAGAGCUCAUACCGGAGCUGUUCUAUCUGCCUGAACUGUUCCACAACAACGAAGGUCUGGAUCUGGGCGUGCGCCAGUGCGGGCUGGGCGUGGACAGCGUGGAGAUGCCGGCGUGGGCGGCGGACGCGCGCCUGUUCGUGCUGCUGCACCGCCAGGCGCUGGAGGCCGCGCUGGUCACGGACGCGCUGCCGCACUGGAUCGACCUCGUGUUCGGCUACAAGCAGACCGGCCAGGCGGCCAUCGACGCCAUCAACGUCUUCCCCGCAUGCACGUACUACGGCUUCGACCCCCAAGCGCUGGAGGACGAGGUGGACCGCACGGCGGCGGCGGCGAUGGUCCGCACGUACGGGCAGGCGCCGCGGCAGCUGCUGCGCGCCCCGCACCCGCACGCCGCCCCGCACCUACCGCCGCCCGCCCCCGCCCACGCGCCGGUACCUACUCGUCUACUUUAA
This is a messenger RNA of Diatraea saccharalis (sugarcane borer), 1182 nucleotides long. The record is from the annotation of a GenBank genome assembly. NCBI's taxonomy places the organism in Eukaryota, Metazoa, Arthropoda, Insecta, Lepidoptera, Crambidae.